UGUAAGUUUAGUUUUUCUUUUUUAAUGUGUGAGUGAGUUGUGUAUUUCUGGCUAAGGUUGCCAUGCAGAGAGUGAUGCAGUCGAAUGUGAGUACUAGCGCCGCUACUACCAGCUGCGACGGUGGCUUUACUUCGUGCAAAGCGGAGGAGGUUAUGAUCUCCGAUCAGUUCCCGGCUGGAUUGAGGGUUCUGGUUGUAGACGAUGACUUUACUUGCUUAAGAAUUCUCGAGCAGAUGCUUCGCCGUUGCCAUUAUAUCGUUACUACUUGCUCCCAAGCCAAAGUUGCCCUGAACCUUUUACGGGAGAGAAAAGGGUGUUUUGAUGUGAUACUAAGUGAUGUUUAUAUGCCAGAUGUGGAUGGUUAUAAACUCCUUGAACAUGUUGGGCUUGAAAUGGAUCUUCCAGUAAUCAUGAUGUCGGCUGAUGGGAGAACGAGUGCUGUUAUGAAAGGAAUUAGACAUGGGGCUUGUGAUUAUUUGAUUAAGCCCAUACGUGAGGAAGAAUUAAAGAAUAUAUGGCAGCAUGUUGUUAGGAAGAAAUGGAAUGAGAAUAAAGAACUAGAACAUUCAGGGAGCUUAGAUGAUGCUGAUCUGAAUAAACGAGGAAAUGAUGAUGCUGAAUAUGAUUCUUCUGUCAAUGAUGCAACUGCUGCAUCACUGAAACCUCAGAAAAAGAGGAGCAAUACAAAAGAAGAGGAUGAUGGUGAAAUUGACAAUGAUGAUCCAUCCACAUCAAAGAAACCACGGCUCGUUUGGUCGGUGGAGCUGCAUCAACAAUUUGUCAGUGCCGUAAAUCAGCUGGGGGUUGAUAAGGCUGUUCCCAAGAGAAUUCUUGAGCUGAUGAAUGUGCCUGGCUUAACCAGAGAAAAUGUUGCAAGCCAUUUGCAAAAAUUCAGACUAUACUUGAAGAGAAUAAGUGGAGUGGCUCAACAAGGUGCUAUUUCUACUCCACUUUGUGGGCCGGUAGAACCAAAUGUCAAAAUUGGUUCACUUGGGAGAUUUAACAUCCAAGUAUUGGCUGCCUCUGGACAAAUUCCUCCACAAACCUUAGUGGCCCUCCAAGCUGAGCCGCUAGGUCGAUCAACUGGUAAUUUAGUUAUGGCUAUGGACCAGCCAGCUCUUCUUCAAGCAUCCCUUCAAUGGCCCAAGUGCAUUAAAGUUGACCAUGGUAUCACAUUUGUUCAACCUUUUGUAAAAUGUGAAUCCAGCAGUUCCAUACACUUCCCACAAUCCUUUGCACCUGUUGAAGAUGUUACUUCCGGAUUCAAAGCAUGGCUCUCUAACAACAUCCCUACAGCAGGACCCGGUAAUAAUGGAGGGUUAAGUUCCCAGAAUGGUAACAUGCUUAUUGAUUUGUUGCAGCAACAACUCCAGAAACCACAGCAGCAAUCUACUGUUCCCGAGCUUCGCUGUUCGAUCAAUGUGCAGCCAUCUUGCCAUGUUGCACCCUCUCAGUCGUCUGCUAGUUUUCAGGCAGUAAAUAAUCCUGUUUCUGUGACACAGAAUGGAAGCUUUAGUAGAACUGCUGUUAUUGAUUACAAUCUUCUUCCGUAUCAAUCAAAUUGUUCUUCAUUGAUUACUGGACAAGUCUCUAAUGUGAAUGUCCAAUCUACUGGUGUUCUUAGUGGGUAUAUACCCCCUGCUUCUGUUUCUCCUUCUGUUUCAUCCUGCUCGGUAAAUGCUGACAAUUGUGCCAGUCAGCAAGUUCAAACCUCAAGCAUGACAUUUAAAGCAUCCAGGAAUUUGCCAGGAUUUGUACGUAGCACGAGUAAUGUCCACGAUCCCAACGGUUCUACCAAGCCUGGAGAUUUGCUUGAUCAAGCACCUUUUAAUAAUCUUGGAUAUAUUAAUAAAGGGACUUGCCUCCCUGCCCGGUUUGCUGUUGAUGGGUUUCAGUCAUCUUUGAGUAGCUCUAGCCAUGGAAAGGUUCUUUGUGAGAAUAUUGGUACCAGAGUGAAGCAGGAGCCGAAUAUGGAGCUUGGGGAUAAAGCGAAAGUGGGAAUACAAAUGCUACAACAUUUUCCUCCACAUGAUCUCUUGAGUGUUUCCACUGAAUAGGUCCAAUGAAGCACAACCGAGUCAUGCCAGCCUAACCCAGCCAAGCAAGCCCGAUUUGGGCUUGAUCCAACCCAGUAAAGAUUAGGGUUUUGUGAACCCUGAAGCAAUAGGACAAGAGAGCCGCGAGUCACACCGGUCAAACAAGGAACAACCGGCGAAACGGCCGGCGUAGUGCAUGAGAGCAUGAAAUCCCGUUGAAAACAGGAUUACAACAACCCACAACAGCCCGGUUAAAUCGGAACGGGGGAACGACCCCGAAACAACCGAAAACGGCCCCGACGGCCCCCCCUAUAAAUGCCUACAACGGAGACAACAACCACACAAGAUUAAACCACAAGGAAGCAUACACAAUAAAUCGAAGCAAACCAAGCCAAGUAACAAAAAGAAAACGUUUGAAAAAACCAUCAUAAAAAUUCAAACUUUUCGUCGAAGGCUACUAGGCGGGGAGGAACACGGCGCGAGGAAACCAAAAGACGCCGGAAAUCGUCGGAAAAAAGUAAACAUCGAAGCUAUUUUAUCUGAUCUACAACACUAUGCUGUUCUGAAUCUUUAUUUUUUUUUAAAUGCUUAUUUCAACAAACAUCAGGUUUAAGUGUGGGAUGGGAUAUUUUCCAUAUUUAUGGAAAUCUUGGAAAACAAAAUUGAAAAAUAAACAUGUCUUGGACACAACUGUGUUUGGCACUCGCAUCUAAGUCCGAGCAACAUAAGUAUAAUUUCCCGGAGCACUAUGAAAAAUGGGUGUUCAUCUUGUGGUUAGUAUUUUUUGAAGCCUCCCAUAAGUAAGAGUCGUUAUCCUGCUUCUUUUUAGAACACUAAUGGCAUGCAUUUAGACAAUGUUUAGUAUUUGAGAAUUUACUGAAUCCAGUGCUGGUGCUCUUCUAAUACAUGUUUGCUUUGUGUGGUGAGAACAAAUACCUUAUCUUAGUUUUCUGUGUCGUUAGAGAUGAUCUUGCAGAGCCAGGUGCUGGGAAAGUUUACAGUUGAAGUCUAAAUUUUUACUAUAGACAGUAAUUCCUGUGAAGCUACUUGGUAAAUGGAAAUUCCAAAAGAGCAGGAACUGUAUUCAGCUCUUUUUGUACAUUUCGGGUGACAACGUAGGCAUUACUCUAGAACGAUUAUGUGGUAAUUAGUCUGCAGGAAAAAUAAGUGGUGUAAAACAGAUAGCUUGUAUGUAUUUAUGUUCAAAUAUGAUAGCAUCUUGCCAGCAUUAUUGUGCAGA
Messenger RNA from Hibiscus syriacus, 3276 nucleotides. RefSeq names its product two-component response regulator ORR21-like. NCBI's taxonomy places the organism in Eukaryota, Viridiplantae, Streptophyta, Magnoliopsida, Malvales, Malvaceae. The record is from RefSeq and is a predicted model, not a curated record. Gene Ontology annotation, molecular function: DNA binding. The transcript is spliced from 6 exons. Gene Ontology annotation, biological process: cytokinin-activated signaling pathway; phosphorelay signal transduction system. Bases 63 to 2057 code for a protein of 664 amino acids.